CGUGCUGUGAAUUCAGAGAAAGAAGCGGCCACUGCCCUCGUGGCUGAAGAAGAAGAAGAAGCAUCGUGCCCGCUGGAACGAAGGGAAUGGCCUCCGACUCCGUCCUGUCUCUGGUGUUUUACAUCCUGAUUCAUCAAGGAAGAUGGAAUGGAGUACAUAGCCGAGGUACGGUAGAGCUGUACACGUCAACCCACGAACAGUCCUUGUUGCUCCACACUGAACGCAACGUAACCAGAGCCUUGCAGAAGUACAUCUCGUUGGAGGAGGAACGCUUGUCUCGUCUGGAACGACGUUCCAUUCAACUUACGCGCCAUUUCAACGGAUUCAGGACACUGCUGCAUGAGCUGUACUCCGGAUUUACAUCCAAAAUAUCUAGCCAUAACUGGGAUGACUUUAUCGUCGCCGUUUCAGAUAACAUUUUUCCGAAAGAUACCGACUUGGAAGGUGCAGCAACCGGGUUGUGUCGGCUGCAGAAAACCUACCACCUAAAUUCAUCUGCCCUAAUCGAGAUGAGGUCACCCUUUCUGCCUCCGCCAACUGCAGAGGAGAUGGCUGAGAUAGCGUACAUGUGCAUGGCAAGAGAUUAUAAAACUCCGGUUGAGUGGGUGCAGGGAGCAGUGGACGUCGCGAAGGACAGUCUUCGAGCCACACACGCGUUUAACGACGUCAUGGCGCUGUCAUUCUUCCGCAGGAAACAAGUGUCGUCAGCUGUCACAUUUGCCAAGCAAGUUAUUCGGCGUCCUCCGGAAAGCGUCAACGUCCCAGCUAUUCUUCAACAAUGGAGAGAAAACCCCGGCAGAACAGAUGACGCACCAGAAACGUCUUCACCUAUGGAGACGAAUGUGCGCUUCUAUGGUGACCUCUGUUUAGAGGGCGACGGCGCGAAAUCUCAGUUGAGUGGAAGGCUGGCGUGCAGGAUGACGACAGGUGGUAGGAACCCAACCGUGCUCCUACAACCGGUGAAAACGGAGUUGCUCUCCUCUGAUCCCAUCGUGCUCCUCUUCCAUGAUCUAUUUAGCAGGAAAGAAUGCGAGCUGGUUCGUAAUUCUGCAACGAAAAAGAUGAAACGUGGAGCAAUACCGAAGUUACCACACUUCCGGACAGGAAAGUUGCAUUGGAUCCAUGACGGUGAUGACGCAACCGCUACGAGGAUAUCACGACGCAUCUCGGCUGUUACGGGACUAAGCAUCAAACAUGCGGAACCACUUCAGACUGUCAAUUACGGUCUGGGUGGUCACUACUUUCCCCACCACGACUAUAUAAUGAAACCGGAUCGAUUCACGGUGGAAACAGGUUAUCGUCUAGCGACAGCAGUCAUCUAUCUAUCAGACGUUGCAGGCGGCGGGGCAACGGUUUUCCCCGUGUUAAACAUCGUAGUGAGACCCAAAGCUGGCACAGUCCUCUUCUGGUUCAAUAUGAGGCCGCCAAGAGAAAACGACACAGAUUACGCCCAGUUUUGGAGCGAAGUCCGCACCAGAGAUUCGAGGACGUUGCAUGGCGCCUGUCCCGUUUUGAGAGGUUCGAAGUGGAUUGCCACGAAGUGGUUUCGGGAACGUGAACAGGGUAUUGUUAACUACAAAUUGCUGCUACAUGAAUAGUAUAUCGUGAAGUAUACCUCUACUUCACGUGUAUAAAAGUUUCGUUUA
Messenger RNA from Ornithodoros turicata, 1646 nucleotides. RefSeq names its product prolyl 4-hydroxylase subunit alpha-1-like. The record is from RefSeq and is a predicted model, not a curated record. Gene Ontology annotation, cellular component: endoplasmic reticulum. Lineage: Eukaryota; Metazoa; Arthropoda; Arachnida; Ixodida; Argasidae. The coding region runs from base 87 to 1598 and encodes 503 amino acids. The transcript is spliced from 2 exons. Gene Ontology annotation, biological process: peptidyl-proline hydroxylation to 4-hydroxy-L-proline. Gene Ontology annotation, molecular function: procollagen-proline 4-dioxygenase activity; iron ion binding; protein binding.